AUGGCUGAAGAAUCGUACAAGGACUACCUGGCUGCCCGUCUGCUCACGGAGAACAAGCCUGUCACAUACCGGCUGUUGUCGCGCGCACUCCAGGUCAAUGUCAACUCGGCGAAGCUGUUUGUGUGCACCAGCUAG
Molecule: messenger RNA, 135 nt
Organism: Parastagonospora nodorum SN15
Lineage: Eukaryota; Fungi; Ascomycota; Dothideomycetes; Pleosporales; Phaeosphaeriaceae
Exons: 2
Coding region: 1-135 (44 amino acids)
Source: RefSeq, a predicted model, not a curated record